Molecule: messenger RNA, 2295 nt
Organism: Gadus macrocephalus (Pacific cod)
Lineage: Eukaryota; Metazoa; Chordata; Actinopteri; Gadiformes; Gadidae
Product: EMI domain-containing protein 1-like
Exons: 7
Coding region: 1435-2088 (217 amino acids)
Source: RefSeq, a predicted model, not a curated record
UUACUAUACGCACAGUGGAUUCCCUUAUUUGACCACUAGAGGGCAACAAGGGCCCGUACCAUAAGCCGUCAUCGCUGCCUCACGCAGCCGGCUGUCUCUGAUUAGGGAUGUCUCGGAGCCCGUGUGUGUCUGCGGGUCUGGAGCUACAGAAAUGUGGGUCUGUAGGACUAUGUCAGCUGGGAGGGCCAACUGGCUGUAGAUCAGCCCUAAUUUGUAAGCUGUCAGCACACCAGUCUGCAUUGGGGGAAUGGGCUCAGGCCCGGAGCCAAAACGAGCCAGUUAAAGUAAGCGAGUGGAGUCCGCCACUCAGGGAGACUUUCCCGGGGAGCCAGCCAGCCAGCCAGCCAGCCAGCCAGCCAGCCAGCCAGCCAGCCAUCCAGGCAGCGGGGAAACUGUUGGAAAAUUGGUUCCAGACUGAAGUUUUGCUUUUCCAGACAGUUUUUCUGGUCUGCGGCCAUUGUGUUGUUACUUUAUUAUCUCAACAUUGCGGUGAACGGAUCCGGUUAAUAGCGAACAGCACAUGUUGUUAAUAUUUAACCGUCAUUUAUAUGUAAAUAAUUAUCAAUAGAAUAAAUAACUGUCAAUCUAUGGCCUUUGCUUUCCAGUGAACAAGGAGCGGUUAUUUCAUUAGCAUAUUGUCUUGGAGCGGUGCGUCCGUUCACCGCAAAUUAAAACCCAGCGUAUGAAUCAGACCAUCGCCUACGUGAUGCAUAUUUAAUAGAUAGCCUAUAGAUACAGAAAUGCUUGCAUAAAAUGAAAUAUCUAAAGGCUACAUACAUAUUUAGUUUGCUGGUACACUAGUAUGAACACUCAACAUCUUAUUAAAUUGUUCCAUGGUGUGAAUAAUCCGCUGUGAACGAGAAAAAGUAGGAAGACAAGAGUCUGGAUCUGACUCUUGUAAGUCAGCUUAAUGGGCCCUUACAGGUCUCACCUGCAGUGUGUGUGUGUGUGUGUGUGUGUGUGUGUGUGUGUGUGUGUGUGUGUGUGUGUGUGUGUGUGUGUGUGUGUGUGUGUGUGUGUGUGUGUGUGUGUGUGUGUGUGUGUGUGUGUGUGUGUGCGUGCGUGCGUGCGAGGUAACGGUAUUAAACACUGUUUAUGUCGAGUCCUGCUGAAUGCCCGGUGGCAGCUCAUGCUUAUUCACUAGUCCACCGCUAAUGUUCCUUUCACUCAUCAUUUGGGUUAUUAUCAUAUUGCAUAUGUAUGUAUCAAGUAUUAUCUGUAUUUAUCAAGUAUUUAUUGUUUAUUUAUCAUGCAUUUACAUGUGUUUUCAUGUAUUUACAGUGUAUUAAUCAUGUAUUUAUCAGGUAGUUACCAUGUAUUCAUCAUAUAUUGUCUGUGUAUUGACCAUGUAUUUACUAUGUAUUUACCAUCUAUUUACCAUGUUUUGUCUGUGUAUUUACUGCGUAUUCAUCAUGUAUUGUCUGUGUAUUUACUAUGCAUUCAUGUAUUUACCAUGUAUUUACCCUGUAUUUACCAUGUAUUUACCCUGUAUUUACCCUGUAUUUACCCUGUAUUUACCCUGUAUUUACCCUGUAUUUACCCUGUAUUUAUGUUUUCUGUCGUUCUCCAGGGGCCCUCCCCUUCCUCCAGGCGGUGCCUGAGGGCCACCUGGUGUCCGGGCCCCCGGGGGCCCCCGGCCCUGCAGGGCCGACGGGGCCGACGGGGCCGACGGGGCCCCCAGGGGUCCGGGGUCUACCCGGGAGAGACGGGGAGAGCGGUCUCCAUGGGAACGCGGGGAACGCCGGCCCUAAGGGAGACGCUGGAGAACGGGGCCCUGCAGGAUUAAGCGGAGAGGCCGGCUUUUUGGGGGCCCCGGGGCCAAAGGGGGAGCCUGGCGAGGGUCUGUCAGAGGGAGACGGGGUGCAGCAGCUCAGGGAGGCGCUGAAGAUCCUGGCUGAGAGAGUCCUCAUCCUGGAGCACAUGAUCGGGAUCCACGAGACCACGGAGGGCUCGGGUCUGGGUGGCCCGACGGACCCCCAGACCUCCUCGCCGAUGAAGAGCAAGCGCCUGCAGCUGUCCCUCGCCCAGAGCCACCCUCUGCUCGCGCUGAGCCUGAGGGAGAGGAGGCAACCUUUGACCUCCGGCUGAGGCUGUGCUUGUGUGUGUGUGUGUGUGUGCGUGUGUGCGUGUGUGCCUGUGUGUGUGUGUGUGUGUGUGGUUCACGUACACGUGCAGGAUAAGGAAAUGUGUGAAUAUGCUUGAUUGUUUUUUUACUACGUUUUUGUUAUUCAAUGUUUCUUUCAAGGUAUUAUAUAAUUAUAUAUAUUAUAUAAAGUAUUAUAAGCAUCUCUAUGA